AUGGCACCUAUCUACCGUUCAGACAAUGAUGAGCUUCGUAACGUUCCACCAUCGAUUGAACGAGAUUUCAGCGAGGAGACUUCUGAAUCCAGUUUUCAAGCCUCUGUUUCGUCUAGGCAAGACGUAGGCGAUGAGGAUGCAAGAUCUAGAAGGGAGCUAGAAGUUAUGCGGAGAUAUGGGUUUGAGCCACUUCCGGUUCCUGGGAAAGAAUCAUUCUUUUCGAGGGGAUGGGUUGUUCUGGUGAGUUGGUGGCUUUUUUGUGCUAUUCCGAUGGCUUGGUGGGAAACUGUGAUUCUUGGAACUGCCCUGAGGACCUGGGACUAUGAGGUUGGGAUUCGGUUUUUGAGAGGUGAAUUUUCGCAGUUGUUUGUUCCUGAUCUUGACGCCAUCAAUUUUGUGAUUGUCAAUGUGGCCUUGCUCGUUCUUUGGCGUUAUGAAAUCAACAAGAAUUAUGAUAUAUACUGGGUUGUCUAUUUCAAAAAGAACGUGAAAAUGUGGGAGGAGAUCAAUAGGCGGUUGGAUCAGGAGUUGGCAGAAGAAUCGAAACAAGAGCGCCGACCUCGUGGACGUCCGGAGAGAACAAGUGAUGAGAGGUCCGUUAGCACAGAAUCCAACCUCGAUAGGAAUCGCUCACUUUCAGCCCGUUGGAAACACAAGUCCUUGGACAAGACGAGGACACCACAUGCGAAUGGAACAGUACAACCGAAUGGAGCGGGGAGCGCGAAUGCAACGGGACAGGAGAAAUGGAAAAGAUCUAAAAGCUGGCGGGAACCUUCUGUUGCUUGA
Molecule: messenger RNA, 786 nt
Organism: Glarea lozoyensis ATCC 20868
Lineage: Eukaryota; Fungi; Ascomycota; Leotiomycetes; Helotiales; Helotiaceae
Exons: 4
Coding region: 1-786 (261 amino acids)
Source: RefSeq, a predicted model, not a curated record